Cercospora beticola is the source of this 2311-nucleotide messenger RNA. RefSeq names its product taxilin. Gene Ontology annotation, molecular function: syntaxin binding. The record is from RefSeq and is a predicted model, not a curated record. NCBI's taxonomy places the organism in Eukaryota, Fungi, Ascomycota, Dothideomycetes, Mycosphaerellales, Mycosphaerellaceae.
GCUUUUGCACGCACUGCAGACUGGACCGGGGAGAACAACGACGUUGCGCAACGGAUCCCGCGUGCAAUCUGCGACACCCUCUCCUACACGCCAUCUUGCCGUCGAGCUCCACCGCUGCCGCCGUCUUCUCCGCUGCUUCACGUCCCGGAGCGGCAGCAGCAGCUUCGAGCAACUCCCUGCUCCAACUCCUCGCGCUCAUCAUCGACGCACAUACCCGCCUGGCAUCGAACCCCCGCCGUGCGCCCUGCGAAUCGACACGUCGCGCUCCAUGCACUAGGACCCCCUCUACCCAUUGCACUGGGAGCGGAACCACGGCGCUGAGGCGGCGCUGAUGCAGCUUACCGACCAAACGCAAUCUCUGCCGUUCCGCCGCUCGACCACCCCGGCGGCGAAUGGCUAGCAACCUGCACACGGCGCAAAUCCUCGCGCAGAAGAAGAAGACCGACAAGUACGAAGCUGCCAGGACCGGUGCCCGGAAUUCCCAGGCCCAGCAGAUCGAGACAUACACCAAAGGCGAACGCUUUAUCAAGUACCAGGAAUCGGUCAUGAAUGCCGUCGCCCAACAGCAACACCAAGCCCAGCCCUCCGCGCAAUCCUCCCACCGGGUCUCCCCCUCUAUCUCCUACGACUCUCCGCGCGAUGCACCCGCAUCCGAUGCAUCGCCUGUCGCUCCUCCUCCGCCACCUGCUGCGGCACCCGCUCCAGCAAAGCCCAAGAAUAAAGGGAAGAAGGGGAGUGUCAGUUCCACAAACCCUUCGGAUGCCCACGCCGCACUGUUGUCCAAAAUAUCCCAGCUAGAGUCCACAACCGCAGAGGAUGCACAUCAAAAUGCCGAAAUAGAGGCCGAGGUGAAGAAGGCGAAUCGCGAUCUGUCGCAACUGCUGAACACCAUGGAGCCGCAUCAUAGCAAGAUGGACAUUCUGCAGAAAAAGUAUAGCGACCUGCUAGCCGAGAUGAAGAGGACCGAAAGGGAGCACGUCAAAGCGAAGAAGCGUGGAGAUCAAUUGCAGAAGGAGAAAGAGGAGGUCAGCAAAGAGCGGACGCGGGAGAGAGGGCUGAAGGAGAAAUUGGAGAAACUCAGUCGCGAAUUGACGCGCGAGAACAAGAAACUCAAGGACGACUAUCGCGAGCUGAAAGAGAAUGCGGCAAAUCGAAACGAAGAAUUGCACCAGAAGUUGGAAAACAUGGUCAUUGAUGUGGAUGAGGUGGUAUCUCAAAAACGCUCCCCCGAACGGCAGACCGCCGAAUUGGAACAGGAUAAGUUGUUUCGGGAGAAAUUUACGUCCUUUCUACACCAAUACGAGCUGCGGGAGCUGCACUUCCAGUCGUUACUUCGGGUGAAGGAACUGGAAGUGCAGUAUCAAAUAGCGCGGCACGACCAGCUGAAGAAGGCGCAAGAGAGCGAAUUGAGCAAAAGCCAUCAACUGACCCGCCAAGUGAGCACCUUCAGCCAGACGGAAAAUGAAUUGCGAGGCCAAUUGAACGUCUACGUGGAGAAGUUCAAGCAGGUAGAAGAUACCUUGAACAAUUCCAACGACCUCUUUCUCACCUUUCGAAAAGAAAUGGAGGAGAUGUCGAAAAAGACUAAGCGUCUGGAAAAAGAGAAUCUCAACCUUACGCGGAAGCAGGAAGCCACGAAUAAGAAUAUUUUCCAAAUGGCCGAAGAGCGCUCGCAAUCACAGCAGACGAUCGACCGCCUGACUCGCGAAAACGAAAAGCUUAAGAAGCUCUGUCGAGCGAUGCAGAGCGGGGGAUACGGCAACGCGCAGCAAAUGGCGCAGCAAGCUCACGCGGCUCAAGGUGCGGACCAUUUCGACGAUGGGCUAGAAGGGGAAACGGAGAGCGAGUACGAAGACGACGAGGAGUACGACGACGACGAAGGCGAAUACGACGACGACACGGAAGAAGAACCCAUGGAUGAGCACACGCGAGUGUAUGGACCUCCGCCGCCUCCCCCACCACAGACGGAAGUCGUAAAGCCGAAUGGACAAAUCCAUCGAGUUACUGAGGCCGAGCAGCGCGCGAUGAUGGCCCCUGCGCAUCGUGCGGCACUGGAAGCGCAAGCUGUACAAGUUAAUGGCAACGGCCAAAGACAUUGAUUGAUCGAUCGGCAAUAAAACAACAAAGGAUCUCGCUGUACAAUAUUCGCAUGCGCAACUCUCUGCGAGAGCUUGUUUUGUCUUUUUCCCCUGCAGGCCCGAUUUUGCGGACCUCACCAUGUACAGCACAUUUCCAAAUCUGAUCAAACCGAUGCUCGAUGGAAGCAUUUGAACAGCGCCUUCUUUCCGACUCGAUCGAGUAAUCCCUGCGC